Armigeres subalbatus is the source of this 1949-nucleotide messenger RNA. RefSeq lists its product as uncharacterized. The coding region runs from base 129 to 1889 and encodes 586 amino acids. Lineage: Eukaryota; Metazoa; Arthropoda; Insecta; Diptera; Culicidae. The transcript has 2 exons. The record is from RefSeq and is a predicted model, not a curated record.
CAUCUUUCUUUCAAGCAGUCAAUCUCAAGUUUUCCUUGUGCCCUUCUUCUAAAAAAUCUCAUUAUGGAUCCAGCAUGUUGUGCAAUAAUCACGUUCAGUAGAGAAAAUUCUUGAAAAAGUGUUGAAACAUGUUUAAACUAUUCAGAUCGGUGAUAAAAUUGGAUUUGCGGUCGACGACCCUUUAUUCCACCUUCCGACCGGCCGAAUUCCAGUUCGAAACAUCGGAUGGUGAAAGCGGCACGCUCAUUCACCGUUUUUCCCGGCACAUUGCUCUCACCAAGCGUGAUUUCACGGAUCCGACCAGGUUUAACUUUAAAUACUCCUCGUUCUAUCCCGUUUACCGACCGGAUCAGUUCCUCGAACAGCUGGCAGAUAUUUCCAGCCAUGACAUGGGCAAGCUUAUCUGCAUGACGAGCGAUUUCCGCGGGAAGACCGAUGUUCGGAUGUACACCGAUGUGGUCAAUGCUCUGGACGAGGAAUGUGAGUCUCGAGUCGAUAAGGUGGAGCUUCUGGAGCUGGUGGGGAUGAUGCAUGGCUUCAUGUAUCUGCUGCCGAACAAGAUUACGAAGCUGAAAACAUAUCGAAAGGCGAUGCCACGGCUGGUGGAAAUGUUCGGUCGAAAUGUGAACAGGAAAGAUUUUAUGACGAUCGUUUUCUUCCUCGGUCUGUGGAAGAAAAACGCUGCUGGAAGUCGAAUGUUAGAGCAGUUUAUUUCGGACUAUCUUGAUGAGUUUUUGAAUGCGGAAAUGGAGCUGAUGGAUUUCGUUGUGCUGGCCAACGCCAUGUACAAGACAAGUGUGAGAAGUAAGAAUGAACGAUUUCGGAGUCAUCUAGUGGAAGAAAUAUCGCAUCUCAAUGAUGAGGAUAUGGCCUUGUUUGUAACGCUGGUCAAAAGUGCUCGCAUGAAUCGAAUACAAUCGGAACGUAUAGUAAUCAAGUUGAAGAGUGUGCUGCAGAAUCGAAACGAGUUGUUGGAUUUCAGAGGUCUGUCACACUUGUUUGCUUAUGUUGCGGAUAAUUUGAUUAUGGACGAUCCUUUGAAGGAUCUUUUUUUGGCCGAAUUUAACAAGCACAUUGAAAGUGAAAUACGAAAUCAUCCGACAGAACGAAACGGCUCCCUUCGGCAAAACUUCCGUGCAAAAGAUUUGUCAACCUUUUUAUGGAGUUGCUCGACCUUAUCCAUCUCGGCUGAAGAUCUUAAUUUUGAAGUAAAGGAUUUGUUGGACGUGGUGUUUCAGAAAAUUGAAAACGAUGAGUACCGGUUCAUUCCAGAUACGUUGGUAGACACAUGUCUUUGUCUGUGGAUGAUGGGUCACCCUUCGGUUGAUUUGAUGUCCAGUAUAUUCAGUAACAAACAGAUGACGCAGAACUUCAUGCAGGAUCGCCCUAAAAUUGAAUCCAGGCGUGAUUUGCUCCUGGCGUGCGCCGAAAUAGAACGACCGGAAGCGUUCAAAAUUAUUUCGAAGCUGCAGCGCGUCCGGGCGUAUCAGCUGGAUCGACCAACACCGGAAUAUCUGGUACGGAAUCGUGUUGAGCUGCAACGUGUUCACCGAUGUCUGAAGGAUCUGACAGACAAAUUACAAAUCAGUGAAAUAAAAUUCAAUCUGCCCAUUAGGGCCCUGAACAUUGCUGGUUUGCUCGUGAAGAUGGAUAAUAAUGAAAUUAUCAAUUUAGAUGUGUUUGACCGAGCGUAUUGUUUAUCGGAUGAUCAGACUCCUUCGGGAUUGAUGCUACUCAAACAACGGUUGUUGAAAAAAAUGGGUGUCGAAACGCAUCUGAUUAAUAGUAUUCAGACAGAAUCCGACGAAAUGCUGACUCAAAUUUUGGAGAACACCAUCCAGAGACUCGUGAAAUCCGACAAAACCAGAGAAUCUAGGAAAGCUGGUUAAAACAUAUAUUAUUAUUAUUCCAUCAAACACUAAAAUUAAGAUCAGUUAAAACUUGGGUAA